UAUCAACAUGGCUUGUUUCUGCUGGUGCAAAAAAGGUAUGAAAUCAGGUAAUUAGUAUUUUUCUCUUAGACCUAGUGGGAAGAAGAAAAGUAAAAGUACAUUCUGAUUGAGGAAUACAUAAAAAGUGUACAUGAAAUGUACAUGAAGUUCUGAUUUAUUAUGAUCUAAAAGGCAAAACAGAUCCUAGAUCAGACUCCUAUUCUGAGAUGCUUGAUAACACAGUCCCAGAAAGUUAUUUUCCUCAAACUGUAGUUUUAGGCUCUUCUAAUCACAUCUAGUGGAUAAAUAGAGUACUAACCUAUUGCCCUGGUCUACUUAGAACAAUGCAUUUACAUGGACUGCAAUACAUGCAUAACUACUCAGACUGUGUUUAUAGUACAGUAUAGUAUUUAAGAGAGACACUGUGUAGAGUGAUACUAUCUCUGCUUUGGAGGCUUUAGACCCGUUUCUCUCCUUCCUUCAGACCUCUGUCUCUUCAGGACCACUCUAGCCCAAGGCCGCAGAGGCCAGUCUCAGCCGCCAGAAACCAGACUCUUCCCAGGGCCAGCUCAGCCACCAGAGGGUCAGAGGACACCCAGGGGGCCAGAGGACAAAUGGGGAGCCCUGGUCAACAUGGAACUUCUUGGGUUGCCUAACAUUGGCAACACUUGCUUCCUUAAUGCCACUCGGCAGUGCCUCCUGGUCCUGCCUUCCUUCUCAAAGGAAAUCCUACGCCAGGAACAACUCUGGAGCUCCUCCCCCUUCUCCAACCUGCUCAGGUGUCUGUCUGAUUUGAACCGUUCGGGUAUACCUGACAGUGGCGCAAACCAGGCCACAAAAGCAGGCCUCAUGUGGAAGGUCAAAUACUCCUUGUCGGGAUAUGAUUUGAAGUAUCUGGCCAACACGCAACAGGACGCACACAAGUUACUUGUGAAUAUGCUGUGCCAGCUGAAGGAGGAGGGCAUGAUACUGAAGAUGCUUGGGGUGAACUAUACCUGCCCUGUUUCCCAGCUGGAGUUCCAGCUUGUGUCAGUGUGCACAUGUACCAGCUGUGGGCGUGAGUCGUCCACCAGAGAGGACUACGAUCACCUCUCACUGGACUUCAGCUCUGAGCGCACCUUGCUAAGCAGCCUAGCACUCACUUUCAAAGUCAGCACAUAGGGCUCAGCCCUGGGUGUUCAGACUAACACCCAGGGCAAGCUGCCCACUGCCUCAGGAUACGGUAUCUUAUUAUUGAAGUGGUAUCACUCAUUUUGUAAUGCUUUUGUUUCUAACCCAGGGCGAAAAGGUUGAAUUCACAUGUAAUGGCUGCAAAGGCUUCUACCUACGCCUCAAAGGUGGAGCAGUUCCACACACUGCCUCUUGUGUUGGUUCUGCAUCAGAAGAGGUUUGGAGGACCUGGGGGGGUUGGAGAAGCUGGAGGCUCCUCUUUUGUUUCCUUAGGAGCUGAGGCUCUCCACCCUCUGUGGGGACAUGGUGCCACCCCUGCACAGUGCCAACCCACAGGCCCUGACCAACCAGGCCCCCAAUAUCCAGGUGUCCAUCCCCCAGUGGCACAUCAACACUAUUCUUGUUCCAACACCACACAGGCCACCCACUCCCAAAACGGUCCUGCAGCUGCAAAUUAAAAUGUUUCUCAGACAUCUUCAGUGAUGUACGGAAGCUGUUUAAGACCAGAGCAAUUCAGACAAGUGACCACAUUUUCACAGCUCUUUAUAUGUAUAUUUGACCCCUCAGAUUGAAAUGACCAGGAACCAGGGAAAGUGCUGCGGACAGCCUCAGUGGUGAGGAGAGAAGCAGCAGCCAGUAAAGUCAGUGAAUGGCUACUACCAGCUGACUGGCGUAGUCUCUCAUUUGGGAGGCUCUGCAAACUCCGGCAGAGCAGGCAACAGAUGGCACACAGACAGCAAAGUUGGG
Messenger RNA from Salmo salar (Atlantic salmon), 1896 nucleotides. NCBI's taxonomy places the organism in Eukaryota, Metazoa, Chordata, Actinopteri, Salmoniformes, Salmonidae. The record is from RefSeq and is a predicted model, not a curated record.